Messenger RNA from Paramecium tetraurelia, 1332 nucleotides. RefSeq lists its product as uncharacterized. Gene Ontology annotation, cellular component: intracellular membrane-bounded organelle. The transcript is spliced from 4 exons. NCBI's taxonomy places the organism in Eukaryota, Ciliophora, Oligohymenophorea, Peniculida, Parameciidae. Gene Ontology annotation, biological process: magnesium ion homeostasis. The record is from RefSeq and is a predicted model, not a curated record.
AUGUUUGAUAAAAAAAAAUUUCUAAUUAGUUCAAUAUCAAUAACCUUGCUAAUAUUUACGAUAUUUCACAAUGUUGAAAAUGUAAUUCAGAAAAGAAGAUUUUUGUCAGAAGAUGAGGCAUCUAAUGAUCAACCUGAAGAAAAAAGCGAGGAUGAACACAAAAAUAUAAAAAGAACAUACUCCCCAUCAGAGAUUGAGUUCUGGAUUUGUUUAUUUAUAGCUGCAACUCUAAUCUGUUUGGCAGCCAUCUGCUCUGGGAUGACUGUUGGUUAUUUAUCAGUAGAUGAAUUAUAAUUAGAAAUAUAUAAAGAAUAAGGCACACUUGAAUAAUAAAGGUAAGCAAAUAUUAUUUUGCCAAUUAUAAAAUAGCAUCAUAUGCUUCUUUGCACAUUACUCAUAGGGAAUGCAUUCUGUAUGGAAUCGCUUCCUAUAUUUUUUGAUAAAGUAGUUCCUCCAGCUUUUGCAGUAUUAAUAUCAGUCAUCUUUAUAAUCUUUGCUGGAGAAAUCAUUCCUUAAGCUCUAUGUACUGGUCCAAAAUAAUUAAUUAUUGCUGAAAAACUAACUCCCUUAGUUAAAAUUUUAAUGAUUUUAUUCUGGCCUAUCAGCUACCCUUUGGCUAAAAUAUUAGAUUCCUAUUUUGGAGAGCAUGGGUCUACUAGAUUUUAAAAGAAUGAACUAAAAGCUCUAAUAGAGUUACAUGGAAUACAAAAACAUGCUACUGGAGGAUUCACUUAAGCAGAAAUUAAUAUGAUAACCUCCACUAUUGAUUUGAGGGAUAAAACUGUUGAAUAAGCCAUGAUCCCGAUUAAAGAUGUUUACUCUGUUAACAAAAAUAAUGAACUUAAUAGAGAAACUUUAGCAAGAAUAGCUUCCUCUGGUUAUUCUUAUGUUACCAUCUAUGAAAAUUAGAAGGAAAAUAUUAUCGGCACUAUUAGAUCGAAAUAAUUAAUUGAUAUGGAAUUAACUAAGAGAAAGAUAUCUGAAUUAGAUAAUCUUGUUAGACCUGUUCUAUUUAUUUAAAAUGAUACUUCUUUAUUCGAGAUGUUAAUGAUUUUUAAAUAAAAAAAAACUAAAAUAGCUUUUGUAGUUGAGGCUAAUAAAAUUGAAUAAACUAAUACUUCAAGAAUUCCUAAUUAUUAAACUGCUGAUGAGAAAAUGUAAAAAAAAAUUAUAGGAUUGAUCUCCUUGAAAAUGUUAUUUGAAGAAAUUGUAAAGAAGGAGUUUCAUGAUCAAGAUAACCACAUCAAGAUUAUUUCACUAAAACCUCCUUAAAUUUAACCACUUGGUAGAUCAUAAAACAAAAUACUAAUUGAACCAGAGGAAAAAAAAUGA